CUGUGAUAAACAAGUUUGAACGCAUUCGUUUAAUUGUCUCGUGCAAAAAGUGAAUCACGCAGAUUUCUUCCGUCGCCGGUAUCUGCUUUACAAACACUUUUAAUUUCGCGGUACAUCGGACUGCUAGUUAGUUGGACUUGGACAUGUCCAUGCCUUUAAACUUGAGUGAUAGAAAUCGAAAUUGCACGAUAUUUUAUGAAUAAUGAUAUCGAAGGAGAUAUAUUAAUUACGUUGAGAGUUGUUCCUACACGUUAAGUCUGUUGUUGAUUAAGAAGUGUAAGUUCAUCCUUCUCUUCGGAUAACACAACCUAAAAAAUGUCAUCGAAACGGAAGCCGGACACGCAAGUGCCGGCAGAAGAAAGCGAUUUACUUUCUAUUCGGCCGCUCGGUGCCGGCCAAGAAGUUGGAAGAUCUUGUAUUAUGCUGGAGUUCAAAGGAAAAAAGAUAAUGCUGGACUGCGGAAUACAUCCAGGUCUCUCCGGCAUGGAUGCUCUUCCAUUCGUUGACUUGGUAGAAGCCGACGAAAUCGACCUACUUUUGAUAUCUCAUUUUCACCUCGAUCACUGUGGAGCCUUACCUUGGUUUUUACAAAAAACUAGUUUUAAAGGACGUUGUUUCAUGACUCACGCGACGAAAGCCAUAUAUCGCUGGCUGUUGUCCGAUUACAUCAAAGUCAGCAACAUCGCCACAGAACAAAUGUUGUACACUGAGUCUGACUUAGAAACUAGUAUGGAUAAGAUAGAGACGAUAAAUUUCCACGAGGAAAAAGAUGUCUUUGGAAUUAAAUUCUGGGCAUAUAAUGCUGGCCAUGUUCUUGGCGCUGCUAUGUUCAUGAUCGAAAUUGCUGGUGUUAAAAUACUGUACACAGGUGAUUUCAGUCGGCAAGAAGACAGGCAUUUGAUGGCUGCCGAAAUACCAAACAUACAUCCUGAUGUUUUGAUAACGGAAUCUACCUACGGAACUCACAUUCAUGAAAAACGGGAAGAUCGAGAGGGAAGAUUUACUAAUUUGGUACACGAAAUUGUGAACAGAGGUGGAAGAUGCUUGAUUCCUGUAUUUGCCCUGGGACGAGCACAAGAGCUUCUGCUGAUCCUGGAUGAAUACUGGAGCCAACACCCUGAGUUACAUGAAAUUCCAAUUUAUUAUGCUUCGUCUUUGGCCAAAAAAUGUAUGGCAGUUUAUCAGACUUAUGUUAACGCGAUGAAUGACAAAAUACGGAGACAGAUAGCAAUUAACAACCCUUUUGUAUUCAAGCACAUUUCAAACUUGAAAGGCAUCGAUCAUUUCGAAGACAUAGGGCCUUGUGUCGUUAUGGCAUCUCCUGGUAUGAUGCAGAGUGGCUUGUCCAGAGAAUUGUUUGAGUCUUGGUGCACUGAUUCAAAGAAUGGAGUAAUAAUCGCUGGUUACUGUGUAGAAGGGACUCUGGCCAAAACAAUCCUCUCUGAACCUGAAGAAAUUGCAACGAUGUCUGGUCAGAAAUUACCUUUGAAAAUGUCAGUGGAUUACAUAUCGUUCUCAGCACAUACCGACUAUCAACAGACUUCAGAGUUUAUCAGGAUUUUGAAACCACCACAUGUUGUAUUGGUUCAUGGGGAACAAAAUGAAAUGGGGAGAUUAAAAGCUGCUCUACAAAGAGAAUACGAGGACGAUCCACACACCACCAUGGAGAUACACAACCCUAGGAAUACGGUUGCAGUAGAGCUGUAUUUUCGUGGUGAAAAAACUGCAAAAGUUAUGGGAAAUUUAGCUAUGGAAACUCCAAAACCUGGACAGAAAUUGUCAGGUGUUUUGGUGAAGAGAAAUUUCAAUUACCACGUACUGGCACCCUGCGAUUUAUCGAAGUAUACCGAUAUGAGUAUGAGCCAGGUGGUUCAAAGACAAAGUGUACAUUUCUCUACAUCGUUACCGGUCUUGAAACAUUUGUUAACACAGAUUGCUGGGAGCAUAGAAAACAUCGAUGAUAAAAAGAUGAGAGUAUUCAAAAAUGUUGAUGUUAUUGUAGAAGGAAAAGUUGUCACAAUGGAAUGGAUAGCGACUCCUGUAAAUGACAUGUAUGCAGAUUCAGUUUUGACUGCAAUAUUGCAAGCUGAAAUGAUGGAACAACCGCCGAAAACACUCCCUGCGCCAACAAAAAUGGACCGAAUGCAUUUCAAGGAAUGUCUCAUAGAAAUGCUUCAAGAAAUGUUCGGUGAAGAUUCUGUACCUAAGAUUUUCAAAGGUGAAAAACUAUACGUUACAGUUGAUGGUAAAAAGGCUCACAUAGAUUUGUUAAAUUUAGAAGUAACAAGUACAGAGGAUGAAACCUUUCAGCAAAUAGUCCAGACUGCUGUUUCCAAGUUGCAUCAAUCAUUGGCUCCGCCGUACGAUACUUUAUAAAGUUUUACAUUGAAAACCUUGUAAAUCUAAUUCAUUAAAUGUUCCAUAUCGGAUUGAUAUUUUCAA
Diprion similis is the source of this 2442-nucleotide messenger RNA. RefSeq names its product cleavage and polyadenylation specificity factor 73 (gene Cpsf73). Lineage: Eukaryota; Metazoa; Arthropoda; Insecta; Hymenoptera; Diprionidae. Gene Ontology annotation, biological process: mRNA 3'-end processing by stem-loop binding and cleavage. The record is from RefSeq and is a predicted model, not a curated record. Gene Ontology annotation, cellular component: mRNA cleavage and polyadenylation specificity factor complex. The coding region runs from base 316 to 2376 and encodes 686 amino acids. Gene Ontology annotation, molecular function: RNA binding; 5'-3' exonuclease activity; RNA endonuclease activity. The transcript has a single exon.